AAUUUUUUUUUUUUUUCUGGACGGAGAAACCGAGCCGUUAUGUCGACGGGCUGCAGUCCGUAACAGUUUGUACUAUCCCGUCUAACGCGGAUUCAAAUGCAAGCCGACCCCCCUUAUCGAAGCCGUUCUGGUUAGCGACAUGUUUAGGUUUACUGAAAGUAGCCGCGACUCCGAAGUUGACCGAAGUGACGGCGUUUAGAGGACUCGUCGGUUCUCCGUGUGGAUCCGUGCAGACUCGGUCUGGAUGCUGCUCUCCGGUCUGCAGGCCACCUUCUGAUGGGUACAUACUGUGAGGCGGCGCACCAAGAAAACCAUAAAUCAUUCAGAACCGACGGCAACUGUGAAAGAAUGAAGAAAAGCUAGACAGUGGCGUCUGCAAAGAGCUGCGGGAGGUUUCCAACCGUUUGACCUAGCAAGUGUGUGACUGGACUAAAGACAAAAGUAGUGUGGCUUAUUAAAUCCCCCCAGAAAGCAACUUGACACAAAGGGAUCAACAUGAGUGCCGAGGGAUAUCAGUACAGAGCGCUGUACGAUUACAAGAAAGAGAGGGAGGAGGACAUCAGCCUACAUGUGGGGGACAUUCUGCUGGUGAGCAAAGGGGAGCUGGUGGCCCUCGGGUACACCGACGGCCUGGAACAGAGGCCAGACGAGAUCGGCUGGCUACCAGGCUUCAACGAAACCACCCUGGAGAAGGGGGACUUCCCGGGGACUUACGUUGAGUUCAUCGGGAGGAAGAGGAUCUCCCCCCCCACGCCCAAGCCGAGGCCCCUCCGUCCUUUACCCGAAGCUCCAGGGGGCUUCAGGGCGGACACCGACUCUGACUCGGAGCAAGGUUUCUGUCUGCUGGACUUGACGGAGCAGUUUUCCCCCCCGGAGACGAGUCCUCCCAUGAUGGCCAGACUGCUGGAAGCUAUCGAGAAGAAAGGUCUCGAUAACCCCACUUUAUACCGGACAUUUACCGCUGGCGGUGGACUUGAAGUCAGACAGUUUUAUGAUUGUGACCCGGCCUCGCCAGAUCUGGAUCAGGUGGAACUUCCCGUCCUGUGCGACGGUCUGCGCAGGUACCUGCAGGAUCUCCCCCAGCCCGUCAUCCCCGCUGCACUGCACCCUCAGAUGGUCCACACGGCCAAAGAGGUGGGAAACCCCGAGGAGUGCGCUCAGCUCCUGCGUCGCGUCGGCAGCACCCCGAGCCUGCCUCCCCAAUACUGGCUGACCCUGCACUGUCUGCUGAGGCACUUCUCUAGAGUCUGCCUGAACAGCUCCAAGAACCUGCUCAGCGCCAGAGCGCUGGGCGAGAUCUUCAGCGCUGUGCUUUUCAGACAGCAGGCCAGCAGUCCAAAACCGGCCUCCGGUUGCUGCUGAGCUCGACUCGAAGCGUUUAUUUACGUUCUCUGUUUAUUCCUCUCACAGCUCUACCUCCAAAGCCCCCCAAGCCCGCCCCCGCCCCUGCGCCCGCGACUAACAACGGUAUGAACAACAACAUGGCGCUGCAGGACGCCGAGUGGUACUGGGGAGACAUCUCCAGGGAGGAGGUCAACGAGAAGCUGAGGGACACGGCGGACGGCACUUUUCUGGUGCGAGACGCGUCGACGAAGAUGCACGGCGACUACACGCUGACUCUGAGGAAAGGAGGCAACAACAAGCUCAUCAAGAUAUUCCACCGGGACGGGAAGUACGGCUUCUCGGACCCGCUGACCUUCAGCUCGGUGGUCGAGCUCAUCAACCACUAUCGCAACGAGUCACUGGCUCAGUACAACCCCAAGCUGGACGUCAAGCUGCAGUUCCCCGUCUCCAAGCACCAGCAGGAUCAGGUGGUGAAGGAAGACAACAUCGAGGCGGUGGGGAGGAAGCUGUGCGAGUACCACCAGCAGUUCCAGGAGAAGAACAAGGAGUACGACCGCCUGUACGAGGAGUACACCAGAACGUCACAGGAGAUCCAAAUGAAGAGGACGGCCAUCGAGGCUUUUAACGAAACCAUAAAGAUAUUUGAGGAGCAAUGUCAGACGCAGGAGCGCUACAGCAAGGAGUACAUCGAGAAGUUCAGGAGAGAAGGCAACGACAAGGAGAUCCAGAGGAUCAUGGGCAACUACGAGAAGCUCAAGUCCCGGAUCAGCGAGAUCGUGGACAGCAAGCGGCGCCUGGAGGAAGACCUGAAGAAGCAGGCGGCCGACUACAGGGAGAUCGACAAGAGGAUGAACAGCAUCAAGCCCGACCUCAUCCAGCUCCGCAAGACCAGAGACCAGUACCUCACGUGGUUGACCCAGAAGGGAGUCCGACAGAAGAAGCUCAACGAGUGGCUGGGAAUCAAGAACGAGAACACCGAAGAUCAAUAUUCUAUGGUUGACGAUGACGAAGACCUCCCCCACCACGACGAGCGGUCCUGGAAACUGGGCAACAUCAACCGGCCGCAGGCGGAGGCGCUGCUCCAGGGCAAGAGGGACGGAACAUUCCUGGUCCGAGACAGCAGCAAAGCCGGCUGCUACGCCUGCAGCGUCGUCGUGGAGGGCGAGGUGAAGCACUGCGUCAUCAACAAGACCUCCUCGGGUUUGGGCUUCGCCGAGCCGUACAACCUGUACGGCUCCCUGAAGGAGCUGGUGCUCCACUACCAGCACACGUCUCUGGUGCAGCACAAUGACUCUCUGAACGUGACGCUAGCGUACCCGGUGUACACCCAGCAGAGACGGUGAGCCCCCCCCCCACGCCCCCACGGCUCGUUUUCCUCCCCACGCGGACACAAAGGAAAAGGUCCUCAGACGCCACGAUUACAGCGAUGGGCGCCGUUUGUCGUCCCCCGCCCCCUCCCCCCCCACUGGGACUUUGAAGACGGAACAUUUCAGUGACUUUGCCUGACCACGAGCCUGAAUGUGCAUCUUUCUCUUGCUUUUUGAGCGGAGGGGGGGUGAGUGAGGGGGGGGGGGGAGGCUGCCGCAGUGGAGGACGUCAGAGGCCUUUUCCCAACGGUGCUCGUUCUUCGCCAAAGCUUUACCGGCCGGGAAUGUUUAAUCGCAUCAGAUUAAGUCUUCAAAUGGAACUGUGCUCACCGGCCACAACGCUGUUCAAACCCCCCGCCCCUCUUAAUGUGUUUCUGCACAAGUGUUUGUGUGUGUGUGUGUGUGUGUGUGUUUGUGUGAGAGAGUGUGAGCGAGAGAUUGUCCAUGUGACCAAAACCCAUAGAAUCAGGAAAAUGUGAGAUCUCUGGGCAGGUUGUGUAACACAUCUGCUUGUGUUGACUGUUCAGUAGCAGACCAUGGAUCAGCUGAUAAAUGUAGCAAAAUGGCACUUUUUAAGACAAAGUUUUAAUUUCUUUUUUGGGGAAAAGACUUUUAAGAGAAAGGCAGAGACUUCCGCAUCCUGCCUUCGUACUGUUGAGCAUUAGAGUGCAGGUGAAACUAUGAAUGGACUCACUAUUUCAUGUACAUAUGUGAAAAAUGUGCACCGUCAGGACUCAAAGUGCACCGUACCAAAAAGGAUCCGUUCCUGUUUAGUUCUGAUCUGCUAUGCAAUUCUGUUUCCUUCUGUUGCAACCCACAAUAUAAGCUUGUGUUAUUGCUAUUUCCUGUGUAAAUAUCCAAAAGGAUACGGAGUCAAAAUGCCACGAAACACGAAAAAAAAUCAGAUUUUUAAAAGUUAAUAAUAGCAACAUACACUUUAUUAUAGAUUACUUUAACAACUGGUAUAAAGAUGGAGAUUUUUUUUUUUUUUUUGCUUCAAACUAAUGUUCUCAGGCGGAGCCUUUUGAGCUGCUUGUCACAAAAGUACUAUUUUCCAGAGCUACAUGCUACAUACAUGCUACACGCUACAUGCGGCUCUCUGAGGGGAAGCGAUGGUGGGAUUGUGACUCAUGUGUAGCGUCACCGUGGAAACCACAGGUAUAGAUUUAUUUUGUUAUAAAAUAUAUACGUUCCCACAAGAAUAUAUCAAAGCAGACCGAUGUUUAACUGAUGGAUACUAUUAAAAGAGCAUUAUCCUUUUUCCACUUAGUAUUUUUCUGUAUCAGAAAUUCACUGUUCACGCAGGCGAUCGGCUCAUUUCAGUCUUUAAUUUCACAAUCCAACCGCAGCUCCACUUCUCCCACAUCUUUUAACGGUACGAGUGUGAACAUAUUAAUAAAAGCCCAUCGUGCUUAUCGAGUAAUAAUAACAUACUUUGAUCAUAGAUCAGCCUGUUGAACAUUUAGAUCUAUUUUAUUCCCAAACUAAAAUGUAAUCAUGCUCAGCACAGCUGUUAAAUAUAUCUUAGCAUAACAAGUUAGUUGUAAAAUGAAAACAUUAACAUGACUAAAUAUUGAUUAGUUCUUUUCAAACUGGCCUCUGAAGUCUCUCCCUCUAUUUGUGUUAAAACGAUAAUUGAUCUUCUAGUCUAGUGCAGCUUGAGCGACCGACUAAGAUGUUUUCAGAUGUAUUUGACCAGAAUACUUAAUCGGUCAUGACGUUUAUUUUAUUAGGAGACUUUAUUCACGCCCCAUCAACUCCUUUUUAAUAAAUGUUUGACAUCAUGCACCAUUAUCUCUGCCCCGGGUUGUACGGUCUUUUUCCAUUUGAAGCUCAUUUUUGUGGGUGUCCCAGACAUGAUUAGAUUGAGAUCUACCAGUGUUCCCCAAAUUAUGCUUCAAAUCUGUAUUGGGCUUUUAAAAAAAAGAAAUAAACACUUCUUUUUAAGCAAUGA
This is a messenger RNA of Gasterosteus aculeatus aculeatus (three-spined stickleback), 4665 nucleotides long. The record is from RefSeq and is a predicted model, not a curated record. Lineage: Eukaryota; Metazoa; Chordata; Actinopteri; Perciformes; Gasterosteidae.